This is a messenger RNA of Lottia gigantea (owl limpet), 1053 nucleotides long. RefSeq lists its product as hypothetical. Lineage: Eukaryota; Metazoa; Mollusca; Gastropoda; Lottiidae. The transcript has 3 exons. The coding region runs from base 1 to 1053 and encodes 350 amino acids. The record is from RefSeq and is a predicted model, not a curated record.
AUGGUUUGGUUUCCACUCAUUCGAGUGGUAUUUUUGAUAUCCCUUUUAUUUAUGGAGCUGAUUGUUGCAGAUAAUUCAGUAACCUAUUUGAAGACUGAUGUUCGAGUCAUAGACUGUGAUUUAAACCCGCAAUUAGCUUCAAGGAAUACAACGACACAACUGGGGUGUUCGAUUUGGUGUUCUAAAGUCGAGGAAUGCGAACGUUACAAGUUCUGUCCGUUUUCAGAUGGGAAGUCGGGUGGUGAGUGUGUUCUGCACACAUCUCAUGAUGACUGUUUGUCUCAGGAUGUAAAUCAUACUUGUGUUUGCAUGAUCAAGAAAUCGCUUAAAUAUGGAAAUGGCACUUAUACCUGUCAAUCAGGGUUUUAUGGAUCUCACUGUGAAAAUAUUGUGAAAGAUUGUACACAUGCAUCAGAGAUACCAGAAAUGAACGAUAAUGCAAUUAAGUUGAUGUUCGUACAGCCUACACUAGCAACAAAACCAUUUCAGAUAUAUUGUAGGACGGCCCCAAAACCAUUGGUAUUGGUAUCUUUAAGGAUGUACAGUUCAGUAUGUUGUAACCUGUUUAACAAAUCCUGGGCAGAGUAUCGAGAUGGUUUUGGAAGCCUUUUAAGCGGUUACUGGCUUGGUCUUCAAAAGCUUUAUUUGUUGGUAAAUGAACCCGGACGAAACGCAAGCUUUCAAGUCGUGGUAAGAAAUUCUUUGCUUACAUGUGUAAAUUUGUACAGCGAAUUGAGAAUUACUGAUGAAGAUGAUGGUUUCCGAAUUUCUUUAGGAAGGCUUAGCAAUGUCACAGAUAUGAGUUCCUGUCAAGAAGGAAUGAGGCAGACAAAUCUAGAAGCAGAAGGUCAACCUUUUUCAACAUACGAUCGUUAUAAUGGCUCAUACAAUUGUCCAGAAGUAAUGCAAUCGGGCUGGUGGUUCGCUGAAAACUCCCUUUGUACCUCAACAAAUGUUAAUGGCGACUUCAAGUUUAGUGGUCGAUCAUCUAUUUCCUGGUUACCUGAUUUUAACGUCUAUGCUGUUACUUUUGUGGAAAUUACCAUUAGAUAA